Molecule: messenger RNA, 1148 nt
Organism: Penicillium subrubescens
Lineage: Eukaryota; Fungi; Ascomycota; Eurotiomycetes; Eurotiales; Aspergillaceae
Product: spherulation-specific family 4 protein
Exons: 3
Coding region: 96-1007 (303 amino acids)
Source: RefSeq, a predicted model, not a curated record
AUAGCAAUGACCUUGAUGAAUCCACUUCUCGUUAUUUCAAACCACCGUUCCCCUUCGAAUUGAUUCUCCGUGCCCAUUCCCCAUUUAUUUUGACUAUGACUGCCAUGACAUCGGAAGAAAAGCACGUGAGCAGGCGAGGGUGCCUUAAGUCCAAAUGGGCUCGAAUUCUCUUGGCCGUACUCGUUUUCAUCGUUCUUUGUGCUGCUAUCAUACCAGCCGUUGUUGUCACCACUCUUCGCAAGAAAAACAGUAUGGGUCCAAAAUCCAAAGUCUUCGUGCCACUCUACGUUUACCCUGCUCCUGGAGCGUGGACUCCGCUGGAAAAUGUGAUCUCUGCCCAUCCCGAUGUCAAUUUUACCGUCGUAAUCAACCCGGGAAACGGCCCAGGGCCAAACUCCUUGCCCGACGCAAAUUAUACUCGCGAAAUACCGGUCCUUGCAUCUUACACAAAUGUUCGGCUUCUGGGGUAUGUCCACACUUCGUAUGCACAGCGCAACAUAUCCUUAGUCCGCAAGGAUAUCGAAACAUACGCCGCCUGGCCCACCGAAUCAUCCAACUCGGACUUGGCCGUUCGGGGAAUAUUUUUCGAUGAAGCACCCCAGCAAUACAGUGCCCAGUCCCUCACUUAUUUGCAAAAUCUGACCGACUUGGUCAAAGAGCUGAAAGGCUUUGGCUCCAAUGGCUUUGUGGUGCACAACCCUGGAGCUGUCCCAGACUCUCGUUACUUGGCAUCGGCCGACUCAACCGUGGUCUUCGAAGGGACAUACAACUCGUUCCAGGAGCGGCAGGGAGCUAACCUGUUCACGGAUAUCCCGGACAGCAACCGUACCCAGCUGUGCGCCGUUAUCCACUCAGUCCCUGACACUGUGGAAGGGUCUGAGCUGCGCGGCUUGGUAAAAGAAUCCCGUAAAGUGGUCGAUGAGCUUUACAUUACUCACCUCAGCACCGAUUACUACGCUAGCUUUGGGUCAAAGUGGACUGAGUUUGUGGAUCUAAUGGCGGCGUGAGGCUCGCUCGGUGGUGACAUGUACAUAUCAUCGACAUAAUGACCCUGCGUAAUGAGGUGUCGGAUAACUUGCAUUUGCAUUUGGGCCCAGCCGCGCUUUCCCUCUACUUUGAUGCACUUUAAAAUUAUAUUUUUCAUAGAA